AUGCAAAAAAGACGUCCUCAUUCUCCUGAAUUAUACCGAUUUGAACGGAGUAUUCUGAAUAAAACCGAAUGGGUGUCUAUGCUGAAGCGGGUUAGUUCUUACCGCAGUCAUCUCCAGGAUUUUUCUGUUUUAUUUGGGAAGACUCUCGAAGCGCUCUCGACGGAACUGCAGCAAGCGGAGCACCAGCAGCAGCACUCGAGCUUUGAUAAUUGCUCGGCGGAGCUCGUUCAACCUCUCAGACAACAGGCAAAUGAUGAAAUUUCAAUCGCUCGCAUAGUCGACGCUGAAGUCACUCGAUUUCGACUAUCAGAAGAGCUCUGGAAUGCUGCCCACUCCUCGGCUGCGAAGAAAAUUGGAAAGCUUGCAGUCAUGCAUAUGUUUUAUGCGACUUGGAGUUUGGACUUGCUCAAUCGGUUCCCGGAGAGCAGCGAUGGCAGAUCAGCGCUGGAAAAUCUGCUUGUCGGAGUUAGCUACUUCCUCGAGAAUGGCUUCAAGGGAACGCUUUUUGACGAGCAAUCGCAUUUAACGGGAUCCUUGGAAUCUGAACUGCAAUGUAUUGAGAUCAGAGCUUGCAGAUUUGGAAACGUGUCCGCAAGUGAUGAUCCUGACGGCUCUGGCGAAUCCAAUGUCGGCUUGCCUCAAGCUCAAAGCUUAUUAGAGAACGACUGCGGCGAGUUUAUUGAAUGGGAGAAGGAGAACUUUGCGAUGAUUUUGAAGAUUUCGUCCUUCAAGGAAUGUUUUGAACAGAUCAACACAGCUGCGCGACGGCGAGAACUUCUCUGCGCUGGAAAGACGUGCUGGAUCGAGCCGGGGACCAGAUUCGAAGGAGACCCGCAAUUUUAUUGUUCUGCUUCACAAACCGUCAAAACUAAUGGCUUCGGUGUCUUUUUCUGCAUGAUUUUACUAUUAUCUUUUAUUCAAUAA
Molecule: messenger RNA, 924 nt
Organism: Oikopleura dioica
Lineage: Eukaryota; Metazoa; Chordata; Appendicularia; Copelata; Oikopleuridae
Source: the annotation of a GenBank genome assembly